This is a messenger RNA of Didymodactylos carnosus, 738 nucleotides long. Lineage: Eukaryota; Metazoa; Rotifera; Eurotatoria; Philodinida; Philodinidae. The record is from the annotation of a GenBank genome assembly.
AUGUCAUCUGCAGAUAACAAGAAACCAUUAGUCGUCAUUACUGGUGCCUCAUCUGGUAUCGGUGAAGCAGCUGCCAUAUCAUUUUCGGAAGCAGGUCAUCCUCUCUUGUUAAUUGCACGACGUCUGGAACGUUUAGAGCAGUUGAAAUUACCAAAUACAAUUUGUUCAAAAGUUGAUGUUACCGACUUGGAUCUAUUGAAAAAAUCGAUUAGUGAAGCCGAAUCAAAAUAUGGUCCAUGUGAUUGUUUAGUAAAUAAUGCUGGUGUAAUGUUAUUGGGUACAGCUGAUAAACAAGACCCGAAAGAAUGGCAACAAAUGGUUAAUGUUAACAUUAUGGGAGUAAUGAAUGGUAUACAUGUUGUUCUACCGGGAAUGAUUGAACGAAAACAAGGUACAAUAUUAAACAUAUCGUCAAUUGCUGGUCGUAAAACAUUUCCAAAUCAUUCGGUUUAUUGUGGAACAAAAUUUGGCGUUCACGCUCUUACUGAACAAAUUCGAGAAGAAGCAGCACCAUACAACGUUCGUUUAAUAACAAUUGCCCCGGGAGUAGUUGAAACAGAAUUAUUGGGUCAUACAACAUCGGACGAGAUCAAAAAUAACUACAAAGAAUGGAAAAAAACAGUGGGCAAAGUAUUGGAAUCCGAAGAUGUUGCAAGAUCAAUAUUAUUUGCCUAUCAACAGCCACCACAUGUUUGUAUUAGAGAAAUUGUUCUUUGUCCAACAAGACAAGACCGAUAA